This is a messenger RNA of Phytophthora infestans T30-4, 801 nucleotides long. Its product is annotated as cysteine protease family C15, putative. Bases 1 to 801 code for a protein of 266 amino acids. Gene Ontology annotation, biological process: proteolysis. The transcript is spliced from 6 exons. The record is from RefSeq and is a predicted model, not a curated record. NCBI's taxonomy places the organism in Eukaryota, Oomycota, Peronosporomycetes, Peronosporales, Peronosporaceae.
AUGACUGUCAUAGUGUUAGAUCGCAACUUUGGACGGAGAGAGACCCACGAGUUGCAUCUGGUUCGUAAUGUGUGGCCAAUUAUCAACCUGUGCAACACUCUGACGCAUAUAAUCGACGAAAGCUCGCCUCUCUAUCAUUUAUCAACAAGCGAAUUACUGUCAGGAGACCAUUUCUUCGUCGUGCUUUUCACAGGGCAGGACGACGUUAUCAGUGACACGAUGGUCGCUCGAAAGGCGUAUCACGCCUGCGACAUCCUAGUUGAUCACCACUUUGAAGAUAACAUCACGCUGACACCUGACGGCCUGUACAUCGACCUGGACGCCAUCAACGCCACAUACUGCGAUUCCGAUUUAAACCCGAUUGAGGAGCCAGAUAGGAGCUUCGGCAAGUUCGGCGACAUCCUCGAGAAUCUGACGACGUUCCUGGCUACGACAUUGGCGGAGCACCCCAAAGUGACUGAGUCCCACGUGCUCGAAGACCGUGGCCGGCCUUGCAAUUUUCUGCAUUUCGGCAUUAUCCACGUUGGGGAGCCGGACGAUAUUACUACUAGCCUACCACUAGAGGACAUGUUGAAGACGCUGCAGGCUGUGGACCCUCGGGUCGAUAUUUCGACUGAUCCGGGUCGCUACAUCUGCAACUACGUAUACUACCGGUCGCUGGUGUGGGUCAAACGCCAAGAGGCUAAGGGUCACCCGAAGCACCUAGCGCUGUUCGUGCACGUGCCUGAGUUCCGGAACGUGGCGUUCAAUGACCAGGUCGCACUCGCCUCCAAGAUCGUCGACCUGGUGGCCAACCUGUAA